Messenger RNA from Neospora caninum, 567 nucleotides. RefSeq names its product putative deoxyuridine 5'-triphosphate nucleotidohydrolase. Bases 1 to 567 code for a protein of 188 amino acids. The transcript is spliced from 3 exons. Lineage: Eukaryota; Apicomplexa; Conoidasida; Eucoccidiorida; Sarcocystidae. Gene Ontology annotation, molecular function: magnesium ion binding; dUTP diphosphatase activity. The record is from RefSeq and is a predicted model, not a curated record. Gene Ontology annotation, biological process: dUTP catabolic process; dUMP biosynthetic process.
AUGCUGCUCCGAGUGCAAGCAUUGACUCCGGAAGUCCGGGCUAUGUAUGCUGAGCAUGGUCACUACCACGAAGGAGAUUCCGGCGUGGAUUUGUUCGUCGUGCAGGACCAGGAGAUCCAACCCGGGGAGACAGCUUUUGUUAAGCUUGGCAUCAAAGCCACUGCCUACACACCGGCAAACGGGGAGAGUGGGGAGAAAAAUGUUUCUUGGCUGAUCAUGCCCCGGAGCAGCAUUUCCAAAACACCGCUCAGACUGGCCAAUUCAGUGGGUCUGAUCGAUGCGGGCUAUCGAGGAGAAAUUAUGGCCGCCGUCGAUAAUAUCAAGACCGUUCCGCACACCCUGAAGAAAGGCGAUCGGAUCGUCCAGGCUGUCGCUUUCAGUGGCGAGGGCAUUACCCUGGAGCUCGUCGAUGAAUUGAACAAGACUGCCCGCGGUGAGGGAGGUUUCGGUUCGACGACUGCCCCUGUUGGCAAGGGGUGCCCCGUCGAGGAGCCCGAGCUGAAGAAGCCCAAAAAUGACGCAACAAAUGAAAAUGAGGUCCCUACAGCAGUUGCUGCUUCAUCUUAA